AUGACAAGUGGAGGAGGUAGUGGUGGCAUGACAAGUGGAGGAGGUAGUGGUGGCAUGACAUGUGGAGGAGGUAGUGGUGGCAUGACAAGUGGAGGAGGUAGUGGUGGCAUGACAUGUGGAGGAGGUAGUGGUGGCAUGACAAGUGGAGGAGGUAGUGGUGGCAUGACAAUUGGAGGAGGUAGUGGUGGCAUGACAAGUGGAGGAGGUAGUGGUGGCAUGACAAGUGGAGGAGGUAGUGGUGGCAUGACAAGUGGAGGACGUAGUGGUGGCAUGACAAGUGGAGGAGGUAGUGGUGGCAUGACAAGUGGAGGAGGUAGUGGUGGCAUGACAAGUGGAGGAGGUAGUGGUGGCAUGACAAGUGGAGGAGGUAGUGGUGGCAUGACAAGUGGAGGAGGUAGUGGUGGCAUGACAAGUGGAGGAGGUAGUGGUGGCAUGACAAUUGGAGGUGGUAGUGGUGGCAUGACAUGUGGAAAAGUAGUGGUGGCAUGA
Molecule: messenger RNA, 489 nt
Organism: Procambarus clarkii (red swamp crayfish)
Lineage: Eukaryota; Metazoa; Arthropoda; Malacostraca; Decapoda; Cambaridae
Product: loricrin-like
Source: RefSeq, a predicted model, not a curated record